Diceros bicornis minor is the source of this 2868-nucleotide messenger RNA. It is a transcript of the gene SH3BGRL, whose product is annotated as SH3 domain binding glutamate rich protein like. The transcript has 4 exons. Gene Ontology annotation, cellular component: cytoplasm. The record is from RefSeq and is a predicted model, not a curated record. NCBI's taxonomy places the organism in Eukaryota, Metazoa, Chordata, Mammalia, Perissodactyla, Rhinocerotidae. Bases 144 to 488 code for a protein of 114 amino acids.
GGGGCUCUGGCGAGUUCCCCUUCCACCUUCCCCCACCCUUCUCUUCCAACCUCUGUUCGGCCCCCUAGCUUGACUCCAGCCUUUGCUGCAGCUGCUCUCCAGUAGUUUCAGGACCGCAAACAACCGCAGUCGCUGUUCCCAGGAUGGUGAUCCGUGUGUAUAUUGCAUCUUCCUCUGGCUCUACGGCGAUUAAGAAGAAACAGCAAGAUGUGCUUGGUUUCUUAGAAGCUAACAAAAUAGGAUUUGAAGAAAAAGAUAUUGCAGCCAAUGAAGAAAACCGGAAGUGGAUGAGAGAAAAUGUACCUGAAAACAGUCGACCAGCCACAGGGUACCCCUUGCCACCUCAGAUUUUCAAUGAAAGCCAGUACCGUGGGGACUAUGAUGCCUUCUUUGAAGCCAGAGAAAAUAAUGCAGUGUAUGCCUUUUUAGGCUUGACAGCACCACCUGGUUCAAAGGAAGCAGAAGCUCAGGCAAAGCAGCAAGCAUGAAUCUUAAACAUUCUGCCUUCAGCAUCCUGAAAAAGGAGUCUCCAUUGCUUUUAUAAAAUAACAAAAUUAUCUUGGCUUCAAAAAAAAUAGGCUUAAUGUUAAAAUAAUAGAUUAGUUGCUGUUUUUGCAUGCAAACAAUCAAAAUGAAAAUAUAAUUAAAAUGUGAACAUUAUAUGAGAAGAAUGGGGGAUGAACAUAAAAUUUUAAGUAGAUGUCGUAGAAUAGUAUUAUCUGGCAUUUUAUGUACUUCAAUGAUUUUAACAAGCAAACACCUGACCCCCUUUUUGGUAUUAUUAUUGCAGCUUAAGUAUAUCUGUAGCUCUACAUUGAGGAAUUUAAAAGAGAGAGAAAGAAACAAUCUGUCUCUUGUUCCCAAAUUGCCUCAUUAAUUUUAGUGAAGUAUGUACCUUUUCGAUGUGACGUUAUUGUGAUUAAAAAAUAGUUUCAGGUAAUGUUUAUAUGUGAGACAUUAUAAUUUCCUAUGAUAAUUAUAACAUUCCCAUUCUUUUAUAGUUGAAACUUCUAUGUACUGAACCACAGGUUUUCAAGGCUUCUAAAUGUAGCCUUUCAUUGCAUAUUUCAGCGACCAGAACAGAUGACCUCCCACAAAAAAAAAAAAAAUAGAUGCAUUCACUUGAUAAAUUCCUUGCUUAAAUACACAGCUAUGAUACAAUCAUGUUUCUAAGCUGCUUGCCCCAGUGAAAUAUGCAUAUGUAUAUUAUGGAAGUGGGAUGGCAACUAAGUUUAAAAUGACAUCCUUUUGCAAAGAGCUCAGACUUUUAUUAACUAUUAUAAAAUAGAUUGGCACUCAUUGCCCAAGACUGGUUUUCCUUGGGUCUUUGCUGAAAAAAAAUCUUAGUGUUUUCACCCUUUUAAAACAACUUGUGAUCAUGAAUGCCACUAUCUCCCAGAUAUUUGACCUUUUUGUUUGAACUUAGGCAUAUAUUGUGUGAAUACAUUAAUCUAAGUAAAGAGAAUCUUUUCUAUGCCUCUAUUCCAGUGAAUAGCACAAGCAUCUGAUAAAUGGGUCAAUUUUUAAAAUCUUAAUUCUGAAAACUUCUAAGAAGACAAGAAACGUUUUGGCCUAAAUCACUUACCCAGAAGAUGUACAUAUUGUACUUCAGUUCCACACCACUUUAUUACUUAAAGCAAACUCCCUUUACUUUAAAUUACUUUGUCAUAUCAUUUGAUGUAUGCAAGUCUAUGCUCUUUGCCAAAGUCAACGUAUAGUGAAGACUUGGCUUUGUUUACUGAGAUUCAAACUUGAUGCGAUGGUUUAAAAUAAACUCAGUACUUUUAGAAACAUAAUUUAUGUGUUCCUGGAAUUUCUAAAUAGUGUAAUAGCAAUUUUAGAUGAGUAAUAUGUAAUUUUAGAGGGUGGGAAAGAAGAAAAGAGAAAAUAACAGAAAGAAAACAAUUUGAAUGCAAUUUCUAAAUUUCCCUUUUAGGGUUCUGAAUUUUGCAGUAUAUACAGGAGUCAAACAAAGAACUAUUCCAUUGUUUAAAAAUAUGCUGUGGAGAACACUAGGGAAAACAGGGUGCUUUGUAAUAGCUGGAAAAUGCUAGAAUAAAUUUGGUCUAUAUUUUCUCCUGAGCUUUAUUAAAUGCUGAUGAUGCUACUUACAAUAUUCUAAGUGACCAUUUUUACUUUUAUCUUAUCAUCAAAUAAGUUAACAAUGUCAAAAUAUUCUCCAAAAAUAGAUGACAUUUUUGAGAUGUUUAUAUCCACUAGAUUAUACCUUACAAUUAGUAGAUAUGUAUAUGUAAAGUAAUAGGUUGGAUUAAGUCUUCCUUAAUUGAAAUCUUUCAUUCUGUCAGCUGAGCACUGUGUGUCUGGUAGAUACAAGAAAAGCCAGUGAAAUUCUGAGUAUUAAAGUAAGCUUUAUAAAGAAUUUUCACAAAAUUGCCUGGAAAAUAUAAUCCUUGCUACUUGUUAUAUUACUUUUGGCAUCUUUCUGUUUGUAAAUCAGACCUGCUAAUCUGUUAUUUUCCAUUUUUGAGCUGGUUUGCCCUUAAGAAUAUGUGACAUUGAGAAAGAUUUCCAUUUUCACCAAACAAUGCAAAUUGGUUGUUGAUUGUAUUGUUAAAUGUCAACAUUUCUGUGGAAAUCUGAGUGUUGGGGGAAACAGAUUUUUGAAACAGAGGUUGUUAAUUACUUGAUUGGGAAAGUCUAAAUACAGAGAACUUUUGUGGAGUCAGGUUUCAUUGCACAUAUCCCGUUCAUUCAGCAAAAGGAAAAAGGAAGGUUCACAUGGUUUUUAUUACCCAGUUGUGGAUGUUGGUGACAUAGAAAGAUUGACAUUGAUAUCAUAUAUUUCUAUGUAAAAUAAAAGGUAUUUCUUUUCUUUUGAAUAAUUCCAAUAAAACUGAUUAAGAGACA